Messenger RNA from Candoia aspera, 1561 nucleotides. RefSeq names its product V-set and transmembrane domain containing 4 (gene VSTM4). The record is from RefSeq and is a predicted model, not a curated record. The coding region runs from base 1 to 951 and encodes 316 amino acids. Gene Ontology annotation, cellular component: membrane. Lineage: Eukaryota; Metazoa; Chordata; Lepidosauria; Squamata; Candoiidae. The transcript has 8 exons.
AUGCCGCUGGUCGCUCUGCUGGCGCUUCUGGCUGGCGCGCCCUGGCCAGAUAUCUGUGAAGCUCUGAAUGUGACUGUCUCUCCAGGCCCCAGAAUACAGCAUGUGGUUGGAGAUAAUGUUACCUUAUUUUGCCAUGUUUCUCAAAAAAGGCGAGUAGAAAACCUUUUGGCUGUCCGAUGGAUUUUUGCUCUCCCACCUGCCCAAGAAUAUCUGAUGAUCAAAAUGACUAAAUAUGGGAUAGUCCAGUACUAUGGAAAUUACACAAGUCACUUCUAUAAACGAAGGCUUCAUCUUCUUGAGGAGAAACAUAGGACGAUGUACACAUUUUUGAUCCUGAAUAUCCAGCAAGCCGAACAAGGACACUAUAUUUGUAAAGUUCAAGAGAUUGGCAAACAAAGGAACAAGUGGACAUCGUGGUCUAAUGGUAGUGCAUCUACUGAAGUCCAAGUGAUUGCAUCCCAUUUUUUGGAUGACUCCAGCGCUGAGGAAAAACACAAGACUUGGGCAUUUUUUGAAGACCUGUCAGUCUAUGCGGUCAUGAUGUGCUCUGCGGGCAUCCUUAGCAUCCUUUUGUUCACUCUUGUCAUCCUCUGCCAGGUCUUGAGCAACAAGAAACGAUCCCAUAUGAAACGUUACUUGGUGAAGUAUCCCCAGAAGAGGUUGCAGGAGACAGUCCUCAGUAAGGCAGCUGGGUCUCCAGUGCACCCCACACAAAUGAAAGGGAUGAAGAAAAGAGAGGAACCUCCAGCUGUUCCUGCCAAAGCACCGAUAUCCAACACUUUCUCAAAGCCUAAACUUCUGAAACCACAAAGGAGGGUCACCUUGCUGAAAAGCGCUGAGGAGAAUCUGACCUACGCUGAACUGGAGUUGCUGAAGCCUCACCAGGAAGCGAAAGGGGUUUCUUCCGUUACUGUUUACGCCCAGAUUCUCUUUGAGGAAAACAACAUGUAAAUGCACAUAACCAAGACACAGCCUGUUGACCGGGAGUAUCAAAUUAUUUCUUUGCUACAUACAGCAUAUAUGCAACAUCCUUUAGUAGUGGUUCCGUUCCUGUUCAGUUGGAUGAGAUUUUAAGACUGUGCUUCUAGGAAAUGAUUCUCUUUUCAUUGGAGAGGAGGGCUGAAUCUUCCAUUCUGCUCUUUUUUUUGCAGUGCCAAAGAUGACCUUGAUUUUGUUUGUGGCCAGUUGCAAAAGCUUCCUUUGGGUUGGUGAGAAAUGGCUCCUUUUUACGUAUGUUGCCAGUCCAUCCACCCAGGCUUGCAAUUAUUUGGUCCCACCUAAUGUAGCCAUGAGGGACGCGGUGGCGCUGCGGGUUAAACCGCUGAGCUGCUGAUCGGAAGGUUGGCGGUUCGAAACCGCGCGGCGGGAUGAGCUCCCGUGUCUAGUCCCAGCUCCUGCCAACCUAGCAGUUCGAAAACAUGCAAAUGUGAGUAGAUCAAUAGGUACCGCUUUGGCGGGAAGGUAACGGCGUUCCGUGUCGUCAUGCUGGCCACAUGACCCGGAAGUGUAUGACAACGCCAGCUCUAAGGCUUAGAAACGGAGAUGAGCACCGCCCCCUAGA